AUGUCGGGCAAUGUCACUGCCACACCACAGCCCUCACCAGCGGCCUCUGCUCCUACUCCUGCUUCUGCCGCGCCCUCCAAUGCGCCCGCACAGUCUGCUUCAAGCCCUGCCCUGGCUUCUAACUCACCUUCAGCCCCGAGGCCCGCCACCAGCCCGCCGCCCUCGACCCCCCAACCAGCUCCCUCGAGCGCGCCCGCGCCCGCACCCGCCCCCGAAUCUUCGCCUGCACCUGCCCCUGCGCGUGCCCCCUCGUCGGCUCCUCCCCCAGCCGCCGACACGUCAAAGACCAAGGCGCCACCGCCGGCUGCAGAGACGAGCGCUCCUCCUCCACCAGCAGCAACCACUGCGCCCUCGACCAACAAUGCCCCGCCUCCUCCAGCCGGUACAAGCACCGUGACGGCCCCCUCGGCGCCCCCCUCGACAGCUGUCCAGACCUCGAUUGUCGUCGUCACGUCGGCCACGGCUCCAGGCCAGCCGCCCCAGGUCAUCACCAUCACUUCAAUCAUCACCCCAUCUGGUAAUGUUGCAGCGCCCACAAAAGGGGCAUCCUCGACCGCCACAGGCGCCGACUCGUCCAGCACGAGCUCCACUGGCCUGCAAAAUGCGCAAAAGGAAGACAGCGGCGGCAUGAGCAGCGGCGGCAAGACUGCCAUUGCCGUCGUCAUCCCCGUUGUGGUCGUGGCGCUGUUGGUGCUGGGCGGCAUCUUUUUCUGGCGAAAGCGCAAGCAACGCAAGAGCGCAGAAGACGAGCGCAGGAAAGAGGUGGAGGAGUAUGGCUUCAACCCCAACCACGACCCAACCCUGCCCGCCGUCGGUGGUCUGGCCAUGGCCGAGGACGAGAGCGGAUACCGAGGAUGGGGCAACACCACGACCAGCUCCAACCGUAAAAUGUCCACGACGCUCACCUCGGGCAUGACGUACUCGGACAGCAACAGCAACCCCGGCGGAUAUGCCAGUCCCCACUCGCCCACACACGGAGUCUACUCUGACGCCCACUCCAACGACCCAUUGAUGGACGGCCGCCGCGAGACAAUGGAUUCGGAUGGCAUUGGCGCCCUCGGUGUUGCCAAUGGCGCUGCUGCUCCCAACUCUGCCCAGAACCAAAUCGGUGUCCACCGUGGUCCUUCCAACGCCUCUUCGACAUACUCUACUGCUGAUCAUUCCGACAACUCGGGCGAUUACCCUGGCAUGACAGGAAACAACCAGCAGGAUUACUACGCCAACCAGGACUACUACCAGCCUGGCCCAUACGGCGCCAGUGAUCCCUAUGGCGGCCAACAGCAGCCCAUUAUAAGAGACGUGUCAGCACGGCGAAACACGAGGAUCGAGAACCCCAGUGUUUUCCCCCACCAAGGGAACUCUGGCAUUGCGCAAAACUUUUAA
Exserohilum turcica Et28A is the source of this 1383-nucleotide messenger RNA. RefSeq lists its product as uncharacterized. NCBI's taxonomy places the organism in Eukaryota, Fungi, Ascomycota, Dothideomycetes, Pleosporales, Pleosporaceae. The coding region runs from base 1 to 1383 and encodes 460 amino acids. The transcript is spliced from 2 exons. The record is from RefSeq and is a predicted model, not a curated record.